CCCAAGACUCCUCCCAACAUUGCUGCAAUGUCUGUAACUAAUUUAUCAUGGUUGAAGAAAAAGUCCCAGUCGGUGGAUAUUACAGCUCCAGGGUUCAACCCUUUGGCCGGUGCAGGAAAACAAAUGCCACAAGCCAGUAAGCCCCCUGCACCCAGGACACCCACCAUUGAAGAAGAACAGAACAAUACAGCCAAUGCCCCGAAGCAUCCUUCCCGCAGGAGCGAACUGAAGCGGUUCUACACCAUUGACACUGGCCAAAAGAAGAGCCUAGACAAGAAAGAUGGGAGACGAAUGUCUUUUCAGAAACCUAAAGGGACUAUUGAGUAUACUGUCGAAUCAAGGGAUUCAUUGAAUAGUAUAGCUCUGAAAUUUGAUACAACGCCAAAUGAACUUGUUCAGUUAAAUAAGUUAUUCUCCCGAGCAGUUGUUACUGGACAGGUUUUAUAUGUUCCUGAUCCUGAAUAUGUCUCCAGUGUGGAGAGCUCUCCAUCUCUAAGCCCCAUAAGUCCCCUGUCACCAACAUCGUCCGAGGCUGAAUUUGAUAAGACCACUAAUCCUGAUGUGCACCCGAAAGAAACAACUCCCUCAUCUACUUUUACUGGUAUUCGACCUGCACGAGUUGUAUCUUCAACUUCCGAGGAGGAAGAAGCAUUUACUGAGAAGUUUCUAAAAAUUAAUUGCAAAUAUGUUACCAGAGGCAAGGGCACAGUCAGUGGUGUGCUGCUAGUUACACCCAAUAAUAUAAUGUUUGAUCCACAUAAAACUGACCCCUUGGUUCAAGAGAAUGGCUGUGAGGAAUAUGGUAUCAUGUGUCCAAUGGAAGAGGUGAUGUCAGCUGCAAUGUACAAAGAAAUUUUGGAUAGCAAAAUAAAGGAAUCCUUACCCAUAGAGCUAGAUCAGUUAUCAGGAAGGGACUUCUGCCAUUUAAAGAAAAUGACAAGAAGUAAUACUGAUGAAAUAGACUCAAGAAUUCGUGAUGCGGGUAAUGAUAGUGCCAGCACUGCUCCUAGGAGCACCGAGGAGUCUCUUUCUGAAGAUGUGUUCACAGAAUCAGAACUCUCUCCUGUACGGGAGGAGCUUGUCUCUUCAGAUGAGCUGCGACAAGGUAAAUCAUCUGGUGCGUCAUCAGAGUCUGUGCAGACUGUCAAUCAGAGUGGAACAGAAUGUUUGACAAGCAUAUCAGAGUCGACUACUACUCCUGAUCAGUUAAAAUCUGAUUCUGGCCAUUCCACAAAUGAAGUUGGGGCUCCUUCUCUUAAAACUGAUUUAAAUAAUCUUGAAAUGACCACUAAGGAAGGAGAUCAGGCUACAGAUAAUAUUCAAGAAAUAUCAGGUCCUAAAGAAGAAAGCAUAAAUAUAAAAGGUAAUGCAGACCAGAAUUUUCUUAAUGAGAAUUCAGUACACCAAGAAGAGGAUGAAAAAGAAAGUGUGCCCUGUGGGGAAGCAGCAGAGUUCAAACAAAAGCAAACUGUCAAAGGAAAACAAGGAAAGGAGCAAAAUCAGGACUCAGAGACAGAGGUAGAAGAGCUCCGGAAACUCUGGAAAACGCAUACUAUGCAACAAACUAAACAGCAAAGGGAAAAUAUUCAACAAGUGUCACAAAAAGAGAUUAAACCUAAAAUAGCAACUGUUGAUAGAGAAGGUUCUGCACUUUUAAAAGAAAAGAAAAGGCAUCAGUUACAUAAAUUCUUAUGUCUCAGAGUUGGAAAACCAAUGAGGAAAACAUUUGUGUCCCAAGCAAGUGCAACAAUGCAACAAUAUGCACAGAGAGAUAAGAAACAUGAAUAUUGGUUUGCUGUGCCACAAGAAAGGUCAGACCACUUAUAUGCCUUCUUCAUUCAGUGGAGUCCAGAAAUAUAUACAGAAGAUACUGGUGAAUAUACUAGAGAACCUGGAUUUAUAGUUGUAAAAAAGAUGGAAGAAUCUGAAACAAAUGAGGAUUCUACUAAUGAAGCAGCAGCCAGAGAAUGGGAGGUAGUGUCAGUGGCUGAGUAUCACCGCAGGAUCGAUGCUCUAAAUACUGAAGAACUGCGCACACUCUGCAGACGUCUCCAGAUUACUACAAGGGAAGAUAUAAAUUCAAAGCAGAUUGCUCCAGUGAAAGCAGACCUGGAGUCUGAAUCUUUUCGACCAAACCUAAGUGAUCCCAGUGAACUCUUACUGCCAGAUCAAAUUGAAAAGCUUACGAAGCAUCUUCCACCAAGAACAAUUGGCUAUCCAUGGACUCUUGUUUAUGGUACCGGGAAGCAUGGCACAAGUUUGAAGACCCUUUAUCGAACAAUGAUAGGUUUAGACACCCCAGUGCUGAUGGUGAUUAAAGAUAGUGAUGGGCAGGUUUUUGGUGCAUUAGCAUCUGAGCCUUUUAAAGUGAGUGAUGGCUUUUACGGUACUGGAGAGACCUUUGUUUUUACAUUCUGUCCAGAGUUUGAGGUCUUUAAGUGGACAGGAGAUAAUAUGUUUUUUAUCAAAGGAGACAUGGAUUCCCUAGCCUUUGGUGGUGGAGGGGGGGAGUUCGCCCUUUGGCUCGAUGGAGAUCUCUACCAUGGAAGAAGCCAUUCUUGUAAAACGUUUGGGAAUCACACACUUUCCAAGAAGGAAGAUUUCUUUAUCCAAGACAUUGAAAUCUGGGCUUUUGAAUAAAUACAGUGCUCUCAGUCUUAGCAGGGUGAUGGCCCAAACCUGACAUGGACAAGCAUUGUUUGGGACGUUCAAGAAGCAAUACAAUGUAACAUGUUACUCGUGCUUUAAAAUUAAUCCAUAUGACCAUUUAUAACAGUUAUAGUUUUGGAAUUUAUUUUUAAAAUCAUGUUUCUGUCCCAGAGUUUUAGACCAUGGUGUGGGUCCAUGCAGUAUAAAAGUUUGGGUUUUGUCAGGUAUUUGGCAGCAUUUCUAUCAUAGUGACCCACCUCAUCUACAAUCCAUGUUAUCUCAGUCUCUUAAAAGGAUGGUGCUCUUUUGUUGAACCUAUUUUGGUUUUAUUAAAACUAUAUUAAUUGUUUUAGUAGAUCAGUCUAUUUGGGACAUUGAGGGAAUGAAGACUACAUAAUGCUAUAUCCAUGAGGUGGGCACGGGUGAAUUUUGAACAUGCUCGACUUAGUCAUUCUUAAGAAGGGAAAACACAAGCCAAAAUAAUGCAUACUUUAUGUACCACUGAGUUCUAGUUUUAAAUUCACACUACAAUAUUCUCUUUAUUAAUUUUGUAGGUAUUCUGAAUUUCAUUUUAGUAAAAAUCAAAUUUGAGGAGAAUUCUGGUUGAAAUAGACUGCAGUGAGCAUGAUCUGCAGGUUUGGGCAUAGGCUUUCAUCAUUGAAUUAACUGAUAAAGAGUUAUAAAAUGACAAAGGAGAACGAGAACAUGAUGAUUCUACUGGAUUUAAUAUAUCAAGCAAGAAAAUAUUCUACUUAUAUAUUUGUAGUUUAGCAGGGUAUUAUAAGUACACAAACUAUGAAACAGAUGCAUAUUUCUACAACAUUUGUGUCAAGUAUACUGUUUUAUAGUUCUGUUGUUUUAGCCUUAUUGCACACCAACUCCCAAAAUAUAGGUUCCUGUUCAAAAAGGGGGGGGGGGAACUUGUGACUCUUUUGUUAUUAGUUAUCAUUAGCAUUUGCUGUUAUAAAAGGGAAAUGAUUAUAGUAGACAAUAUUGUAACUCAGUAGACUUGUUGAAUAUGGAAACUUACUGUCAAGUGACCUCAAAAAAAAAAAA
This is a messenger RNA of Molossus molossus (Pallas's mastiff bat), 3705 nucleotides long. RefSeq names its product oxidation resistance 1 (gene OXR1). Gene Ontology annotation, biological process: response to oxidative stress. The record is from RefSeq and is a predicted model, not a curated record. Bases 28 to 2640 code for a protein of 870 amino acids. Lineage: Eukaryota; Metazoa; Chordata; Mammalia; Chiroptera; Molossidae. The transcript is spliced from 16 exons. Gene Ontology annotation, cellular component: nucleus.